UCGAGCACGUAGUCGCGGCACAUAACAAUCAAAAAGAACAAGCAACAAAAAGAGGCAAAAAAGAAAAACAAAAAUUACCGAAAAAACAAACGCGCAUCCGUUGUUGGAUGAUUCCGAUCCAUAUGAGAUACAAAUAAAAAUCUAUAUACCAUAUAUAUAACAUGCUGAAGAUGGAUGGCCAGCAAAGUGUUUUCAUCGAUGACGUUUAAAAUACAAUUUCGCCGUCGCUGUUGAUGGAUAACUUGAAAAAUUUGGUGUGAAAUGUUUCCUCGGUUAUACACCAAGAAUUCUUCUCUGUGACAAAUUCGAUCAGUUCUCUGGAUCUCAAUCAGUCUAGGUCGAUAUAUGUACAUAUGUGUGCGUGUAUGUGUAUGUGUUUGUGAAAACCUUUGGCCAUUUAGCGCUAAUUGCGGCCAACAACAAGAAAGUCAAGUGCAAUUGCCAUUUGGCUGGUUUGGUUUACCUGCCUGCAAGCCAAGACCAAAUUAACCCAAUUUCCCAAAGCCGGCACUAACGGAUUAACUUUCGUCAUACGAAAAGGCCAUUACGAGUUUGGCCAAAAACAAAUUUGUUCUCUCGGAGACAACAUCAACUCAAUUUAAUGUGCAAGUGAAGUGAAGAAAAAUUGGUAGAACAACAUUUAAUACAAGAACAUAUUGAAUGCAAAACUCCGUCGGCAGAUUCAGUUAAUUAUACGAAUCGUUGUACCAAUCUCCAGCAUGGAUCCCGAUUGCUUUGCCAUGUCUUCGUACCAGUUUGUCAACUCGCUGGCCUCCUGCUAUCCGCAGCAGAUGAAUCCACAGCAAAGCCAUGCGGUUGGUGGCAACAGUGGGGCAAGUACAAACGGCGCUGGCGGAGGAGGGGGCGGCGGGCCUGGUGGCAGCGGCGGCGGUGCCAAUUCGGGGGCAGCCACACCGGGGGCAAAUGAUUAUUUUCCAGCAGCGGCUGCUUAUACGCCAAAUCUCUAUCCAAAUACACCGCAAGCUCAUUAUGCCAAUCAGGCGGCUGCCUAUGGAGGACAGGGAAAUCCCGAUAUGGUGGACUAUACACAAUUGCAGCCGCAACGUUUAUUGCUUCAGCAGCAGCAGCAGCAACAACAGCAGCAGCAACAGCAACAUGUUGCUGCCGUUGUAGCCCAACAACAGCAGCAGCAGCAACUUCACCCGCAACAGCAGCAACAAACACAGCAGCAACAGCAGCAGCAGCAGACAAACAUCAGCUGUAAAUAUGCCAACGAUCCGACAACGCCGACGGGUGGCAGUAACAACAAUAACAACAAUAGUUCAAGUAGUAAUAACAAUAACAACAAUCAAUCAUUGGCCAGUCCCCAGGAUCUAUCCACACGCGACAUAUCGCCCAAAUUGUCACCCAGUUCAGUAGUGGAGAGUGUCGCGAGGUCUCUGAACAAAGGAGUCUUAGGCGGUAGUCUAGCAGCCGCAGCAGCCGCCGUAAGUCUCAACAAUAAUCACAGUGGGGGUGGUCCUGUAGGCGGUGGACCUGGCGUCCAGGUGCCAAUGCACAGUCCGGGCGGCGGUGAUUCGGAUUCAGAGAGCGACAGCGGCAACGAGGCUGGCAGCAGUCAGAAUAGCGGCAAUGGCAAAAAGAAUCCACCACAAAUCUAUCCAUGGAUGAAAAGAGUGCAUCUUGGGCAAAGUACUGUGAAUGCCAACGGCGAGACAAAACGACAACGGACCUCAUACACCCGCUAUCAAACACUGGAACUGGAAAAGGAAUUCCAUUUCAAUCGUUACCUGACGCGUCGGCGACGCAUCGAAAUUGCCCAUGCGCUCUGUUUAACGGAAAGGCAAAUUAAAAUCUGGUUCCAGAAUCGACGCAUGAAAUGGAAGAAGGAGCACAAAAUGGCAUCAAUGAACAUAGUGCCCUAUCACAUGGGUCCCUAUGGCCAUCCCUAUCAUCAGUUCGAUAUCCAUCCGUCACAGUUUGCGCAUUUGAGCGCAUAGGACGC
Molecule: messenger RNA, 1966 nt
Organism: Drosophila willistoni
Lineage: Eukaryota; Metazoa; Arthropoda; Insecta; Diptera; Drosophilidae
Gene: Scr
Product: homeotic protein Sex combs reduced
Exons: 3
Coding region: 720-1961 (413 amino acids)
Biological process (GO): regulation of transcription by RNA polymerase II; anterior/posterior pattern specification
Cellular component (GO): nucleus
Molecular function (GO): DNA-binding transcription factor activity, RNA polymerase II-specific; RNA polymerase II cis-regulatory region sequence-specific DNA binding
Source: RefSeq, a predicted model, not a curated record